CCGCGGACACCUCAGCGCGCAGUCGCAGGACCCCAGCCAUCAUGGCGGCGCCCGACUUCUCGGCCGGGGAGUUUGAAAAGUGGCUGAAUGAGCUGCUGGACGGCUUCGGGGCGGACCGGGAGGUUUACGGAGUUUACAUCCUCGGUGUGCUGCAGGAGGAGGAGACCGACGAGGAGAAAAGCGACGCUCUGAACGGCAUCCUGUCCGCCUUUGUGGACGAAGACACGCUUGAGGAGGUUUGUCAACAGAUCCUGAAACAGUGGACCGACUGCUGCUCUCGAACCGCAGCCGCCAGCAAUCAGCCGGAGGAUGAGGUUCAGGCCAUCGCCAGUCUGAUUGAGAAGCAGGCUCAGAUCGUGGUCAGGCAGAAGGCAGUGUCCGAGGAGGCCAAGCAGAGGAAAGAGGCGCUGCUCGCGCAGUACGCGAACGUCACGGACGACGAAGAUGAAGGGGAGGACGAAGAAGAUGUGGCAGGAGCUCUGGGAAUCCCCAGCGACAAGUCCCUGUUUAAGAACACCAACGUGGAGGAGGUGAUGAGCAGGCGCCGGCAGCAGCGUGAGCAGGCCAAGGAGGACGCGCAGAAGAAGAAGGAGCAGGACAAGAUGCAGCGCGAGAAGGACAAGCUCACCAAGCAGGAGCGCAAAGACCGGGAGAAGAAGCGCACACAGAAGGGUGAGCGCAAGAGAUAGAUGAGGAACGUGAUCACGGACUAAAAUUCUGAAGACGAGAGACGCCUCUACGGACUCUGUUCUGGUGGAACUUUGGGGGGUUUUGUUUUGGUUGUGUGUUUUUUUUUUUUUUUGUUGUUGUGUGUAUUUUUUUUUUUUUUUUUUUUUUUUUUUUUUUUUUUUUUAAUAAACAGGGUUUCAGAUCUUCCCAGCACCACUCAUUAAGCCCGUGCACUGUACAAGAACAUUUUGGCAUCUAUCAGAAAUUGUAUUAACGUUGUACAGGUGUGUUUGGGGAGAAACUUUUAAACACUGCUGCUCUGCUCAGACCAUCUCCUAUUGGUUAACACACAAUUACGGCAGAAUACUUGUUCUGUUAAACGUUUCAAACAGAUUUGGCGGGGUUUUUUUUUUUUGGGGGGGGGGGGGGUGGAUGCCAAAAUGUCCUUCUGAACGUAGAGAAGCUUGAGAACCGCUGCUCUACCACAGCGUUUAAUUAUUAAUCCUCCUGAUUUCUCAUGAAUCUGCUGCAUCUGUCAUGUACGGAUGAUGAUGCCGAUGAUAAUCUGGGAUGAAACAACUGUUUAUAAAAAAAAAAAAGUUUGAUCUCUAAAGAGACGUAGCUCUUAGUUAUAAGAGUUUCAAGUUCUCUAAUGGUGACGUUGUCUGUUAGAACCAGACAUGCGCUACAGAUGCAGUAGAUGCUUAGAAUUCCUUUAAGAGACUUUUGAAAUACAUGAAGUGAGCAUAGAGAAUUCGUUGUUUUGGUUUUAUUUACAUAUUGGGUUUGUUUGGCCUUGUGGAAAAACAAUUAGUCUUGUUUUGUUUUUUUUACUCUAUACUUCUUACAUAAUUCUGUCCUAAAGCUCAUACACACGUGAUUAUAUUAAAGCUGCUCGUUGAGGGAAAACUAACGUUAAAAACUAGCACACAGUGGAGGUCUUUGGUUUCAGUUAACAAGCCUUUGUGAAAUCACGCAACAAUUUGCAGGCCUUCUUUUCAUGUAGCAGGACAGAGUUUACCAAAAAAAAAAAAACAUUAUAUAAAAGAAUACAAAGGGACUUGAUGGGGUUUGUUGCUCAUGUGUAUUUUUGUUAUAAUGUGUAAUCUCUGUUGGAUCUGGUAGAGACACACACAAGCAGUGCAUCAAAGAUGUUUUUUCAUUAUUAUUAUUAUUAUUAUUAUUAUUAUUAUUAUUACCACAUGACAGUCCAAACAUUACAGCCUUCUACCGAGAACAGCUUUUAUAUUCAUGACUUAGAUUUCGUUGUAAUUACAGACAAAUAAAGGAAAACUCUAGUGCUCUAAACAUCCUGCUAAUGAAAGCCUAAGGGCAACUGUUGAACUUCAAUAAACGUGAUAUAAUCUGAAUUUUAACAAAA
Molecule: messenger RNA, 2050 nt
Organism: Ictalurus punctatus (channel catfish)
Lineage: Eukaryota; Metazoa; Chordata; Actinopteri; Siluriformes; Ictaluridae
Gene: ccdc43
Product: coiled-coil domain containing 43
Exons: 5
Coding region: 42-689 (215 amino acids)
Source: RefSeq, a predicted model, not a curated record